Capsicum annuum is the source of this 636-nucleotide messenger RNA. RefSeq lists its product as uncharacterized. Bases 1 to 636 code for a protein of 211 amino acids. The record is from RefSeq and is a predicted model, not a curated record. The transcript has a single exon. Lineage: Eukaryota; Viridiplantae; Streptophyta; Magnoliopsida; Solanales; Solanaceae.
AUGAAGGACCUGGGGGAAUUGAAAUUCUUUCUGGACAUAGAGUUCUCCAGGUCUGAGAAAGGAAUGCAUUUAUGUCAAAGAAAAUAUGCUUUUGAAUUGAUAUCUAAAGUAGGGUUAACAGGCAGCAAACCUAGUGAUACACCACUGGAGUUUAAUCAUAAACUCACCUCAGUAGAAUAUGACAACUUUGUUAAGACUGAUCAGACUUCUGAUGAUACCCUACUUCAAGAUAAAGGAUGCAACCAUAGAAUUGUGGGAAGGUUGUUGUAUUUGACUAUGGCAAGGCCAGAUUUGGCCUUUGUGGUGCAACUACUAAGUCAGCAUAUGCAUGAUCCAAAGAUGUCUCAUUUAAAGAAAACUACGAGAAUGAUCAAAUAUAUCAAGGGUACUGUAGGUCUGGGAUUGUUUAUGCCAGUUGAUGACAAGAAGGAAUUGACUACAUUUUGUGACUUUGAUUGGGCUUCUUGUGUGGAGACUAGGAAGUCAGUUAGUUUCUAUGUUGUGGAACUUGGUGAUGCAUUGAUCUCUUGGAAAUUCAAGAAACAACAAACAGUUUCAAGAAGCUCAGCUGAAGCUGAGUUCAGAAGCAUGACCUCUACUGUUGCUGAAAUUACUUGGUUAACGGGGUUUACUUAA